AUGAAGUCGUUCGUUAUCAGCCUUCUUUCGCUUGGUGGCGUCGCUUUGGCGGCAAACGACUGGUCCAGGGCUUGCCAUGGAGGGCAAUGCGCUUGGGAUGUACCUGCGUCGACGGUACAAGCCGGUUCGGCUUCAUUGCAAUUGUGGUCUUCCUCGCCAUCGGCCAUCACGGACAUCACACCUGCAGCUGGAUGGGCCAUCCUCACCUGCAUGGGUUCCGUCGCGGCUCAAACCGUCCGUAUCGCGUGCACCGAUCCUUCUUUCGGCUGCGCGCAUCUCCUCGACUCUAAAACAAACCCGGUCGGCCGUAUUGUGCGCUUGACUGACGAGUGCGGUGUGAUGCCGUUCGCUCGCAUUGCGCACAUGCGUCUCGCGGAGGAUCAGACGCUUCCCCACGUUCUCUCGCGUCGCUCCUUGCCUCCCGCCGUGUAUGAUGUUGCGCUUGACACGGACUUCUCUGCUGCAUCUGAGCAUGGGCCUGUGAGCUUCGCCCUCACGGCAUCCUCCCGCCCCGAGAUUCGGGCUGGCAAUGUCGAGCGCGUGCCCCGCGGCCGUUUCCAGCCGCGUGGCUUUGCGGACGAGCUAGAACAGCUCUCCAGGCGCGCGUACAUCGCAGACGGCAUCCGAGAGCUCACUGCGCGCGAUGAUGGCAACACUUUCAACUUGACAAACAGCACCUCUUUCCCGGUAAACGUCAAUCAAACCAACCUGAACGUCUUCAACACCACGAUCAACUGCCAGUCCGCCUCCAUCCCGUUCGACGCCAGCGUCUCCGCUAAUGUGGAUGCCGUUGCCGAUGCGAAAUUCACUCUCGGUGUUGUGGCCACGGGUACUAUCAUCCCGCCGGUGCUCAAUACGGCGGCGAUCACCGCUGGAAUGACGGGUAGCAUUGAUGGCGCUCUACGUGUACAAGCGAGCGCGGAUGGGACGUUCUCGUCGCCUAGCAUUACGCUUUUGGACUUGCCACUGCCAGGAGGCAUUGUUAUUCCAGGUAUUCUUCAGCUCGGGCCUGCAUUCAAGGUCGUGGCCAGUGCCAACGCGAAUCUCGGAAAUGCGAUAGACACAACCGUCGGUCUAUCGUACAAGGUCGACAAUGCUACUCUAGUCUUCCCUCCCGAUCAAGGGAAGAGUAGCGGCAGCUUCACACCCAAUGAGACUCCGCUACAGAUCAGCACAGACACGAACAUUACUGGCUCGGUAUCGCUGACAGGUCAUCUUAUUCCGGAGCUGGUCAUCGGCAUUGACGCCUUUGAGGGUGUCGUUCAGUCUUCUAUCACCCUCUCGCUGGACGCGUCUUCUACGAUCGCCAUCAAUGGUACCGCGGGGAUCACCGACUCGUCCAACUCGUCUGCUAUCAUCACUCCUCAGGGUGCAUGCGUCGACGUCAGCACUGCACUCGACGUGAGCGCUAGCGCGAGUGGCAACCUCUUCGACAUCUUCAGCAGUGGUGUGAGUGUGGAUUUGUUCAACAAGUCCUUCGACCUCUUUAAUACGUGCACCGACUCGGCGGAUCUGAACAGCACUUCAUCAAGCAACAGCAGCAGCCCUGACACGGGAUCUGUCGAGUCCUCUACUGGAAGCAUGAACUCAACUUCAUCUGACUCCGGCUCCGACUCGAGCUCGUAUUCCUCAUCGGAUGACUGCAUCUCGUCCUGCGCCAUGACAUACGGCCUCACCAUGUCAUCCACGACUAGCGCAGCAGCAAGCACCGCUACGGCUUCGAGCUAUGAUUCGUACAGCUCAUCAUCAAACUCUACGAGCUCCGGAUCUUCCUCUUCAUCGAUGUACUACUGGUCCGCCCGUGCUAUCCCGGUUCCCGUCGAUGUACCUCGCGCAAUCCCAGUCGACACGCAGUCCUUGAUCAAGCGGGACACUACCCUGAGCUGCCCCAACUUGCCCUUCAACAUCCACGCACCCACUGGUACUUCCAAGACCACUCCUACAGCUGCCGCGGCGUAA
Molecule: messenger RNA, 1959 nt
Organism: Peniophora sp. CBMAI 1063
Lineage: Eukaryota; Fungi; Basidiomycota; Agaricomycetes; Russulales; Peniophoraceae
Source: the annotation of a GenBank genome assembly